Suillus subaureus is the source of this 3091-nucleotide messenger RNA. RefSeq lists its product as uncharacterized. The record is from RefSeq and is a predicted model, not a curated record. Bases 271 to 2613 code for a protein of 780 amino acids. The transcript has 5 exons. Gene Ontology annotation, biological process: negative regulation of transcription by RNA polymerase II; regulation of nitrogen utilization; mitochondria-nucleus signaling pathway. Gene Ontology annotation, cellular component: cytoplasm. NCBI's taxonomy places the organism in Eukaryota, Fungi, Basidiomycota, Agaricomycetes, Boletales, Suillaceae.
AUGAAACCUCACUCUUCAAGCAGCUCUCUCUCACAUCCUUCUCUUCUUACAUUCAAGACCAUACAAGGUCUUGCAAGGGCGUGUUAAGACCAGCGCCUGAUAUCUGUCAAGUCCGAUAUCUGGUCCGGUAAACUAAAUACCAGAAUUCCGUGAAUUCCUCAUUCUAGAAUAACUAGGAUUUCUAGCAGGGUCUUCUCGCGAUUUCAAACGUUGAUUAUAGUCCCCAAAGGCGCUUGUAUCUUCUAACGUCCUUGACUUCGCCCCAUCUCCAUGCUCACAACCUUACCUACACCUGUUCUCUCUGUCGCACCCGAUGCAGUGAAAGAUCUUCAAGGGCAAGAUGCCCUCUCAGCUCUCUGGACUAUUUUCACAAAGUGCAAGGAGUCACUUCAGGAUGGCCGAAGACUGGAGAAUAUCUCUUGGAGGCUAUGGCACCGUGAGCUUAUUCUAGCUCAGCAGUCAUACCUGCCGCCUACGCCGGACUCCGUCUCGAAUCCCAAAGUAUCGUCCGAUACCCGUAGCUUGUUCUUCCCCCUUACCGACCCUGUCAAGGUAGUCCAGCCUUCAGGCACACUCCCUUGCCCGCAUUCGACAUCCGUAUAUCAACAUCCUCCAUCCCCUGCAUCUACAACGAGCCCUGUUGUUCCUGAGCGCCUGCGCACAUCUCAAUUCUCAUCAGGCACCCCCGUAGCACCGCUUCUCACCACUUCCUUCCGCCCCAAAUCGUCUUCGUUUGCAGGCCGAAUAAUAAUAGACAUGUUGCCAAAUAAUAUCCUUAUACCCGACAAGACGCCAUCACCGUGUUCGCUUCAACAAGCUACCGUACCCUCCGUUCAGCUUCCCUCGACGCCUACCUCUGCAGAAGCUUACUUUCCGCGCGUCGUCGUUCGCAAGCGGAACAAGCCGCUCCCGCAGUCACCUCCACCUGACGAACUAUUACCGUCCCCGGCCCGAGGCGCCGAGUCCUCGAAGAUCUCUGGAAGGUUUUUCUUACAGCAGAGCCCUGAGGAUGCGUCCCCGGAACGCGACGGCUCAACGGAGAGUGGAAAGAGCCAUGUUGAUUUGUUCGAUGCGUCGAGCGCGGCCUCCAGUCAGAUGUACAGCACUGAUAAUGAGAAAGGAGUAACGAAAGAGCCGAAGGAGAAAGAUCGUGCUAGUACUAAGCCCAAGAAGGGUAAGGAAUUGGGGAGAUCAUCUGCCCGGCCACCUUUGGCAAAACGGACCCACUCGGCAAGGCACAUCGGUCCUUCGAUUCAGCGCAAGCAUUCGAUUCAGGAUAGUAAACCGCGUGCGAUGUUUAAUAUUGGUUCAAACUCAUCGAACGGGUCCAAGUCUGCUCAUGGGAGCUCGGCGAAGCUCACUCCGCCCCCGCCUCCACCUGCUCCUGUGGUUAAUGGAUUGGGCGCUAUGCUUGACGGUAUGACAGCUAUCAAUUUAAAACCUGCCCGUCCGAUCGUGGCUCCUCUCCCUGCUGCGAAUGGCAACACCGUAGCCAACGGAAACGCCAACGGGGUUGGCAAUGCUGCUGCUAAUGCAAGUACCGCCACGGGUCCCCAACAACGAAAAACCAUCGUUGUAGCUAGUACCUCUGAGGAAGACUACGAAACUACUGAUGCGGAUGACUCUGGAUGGGCCUCUGAGGAUAUGGACGCUGAGGACAAAGCCCAUGAAGCCAAUGAAGCUGGGCUGCGCGGAGCUGCACGGGAGGCUCAGCGCCAACGUGACCUCUUCGCAAAGGUUCCCAAGCGUUCGUACUCGAAUCUCAAUCGCACGCAAUCGGGGCUACUUUCGCAGCUCAUGAACCCUAAUCCUGCGAUAUUCCCGCCGAAUCAUCCGUGUCGUUUGAGUCAAUCAACCGCGGAUCUUGUACGGAUGCAACGGCAAGUGCAGCGUCAAGCUGAGCAGGCGCAGGCUCCACAAAGGAGCGUUAGUGGAUUUGCAGGGCCUGUGAGGCUGCAGACAAGUAAAAGUUCGGCGGCGUUACCCCUGGCUGCGCAAAUCACUGCCACGUCGAGUUCGAAGCCCCCAUCGUCUGGAAUGAGGGGGAAAGAGAACGAGAAAGGGGGGUAUAGGCCAAAGGGACGCCCGAAAGAAGAAGAGAUGGAAGAUGAGAGUGGUGGGGACGACGAUGAUGACGAUAAAAUCCAGGUAUCGCGCAGUGUGGCACAGCAGAGACUUCAAGCGCUAAUGUCGCGGCGCGCACCGGAAAAUGGCAUUGCGUCGCAACUGGCUCAGCAUACGCAUGUACGUGUGGCAGAAAAUCACGUCGCUCCUGCUGCACAAUCCACGGCACCUAUACCCCUCGGUCAUCCCUAUAACCUUCCCGCUCCCGCACUACCCAUGACGCCGCGCACAACCCGGCGAAUAAUGCUUCGGACAGAGCUGUCAGAGAGCAUGCGGAGGCAAUUAUUUACUACCAACCCAGCUGCAAACGCAAGACGCGCGACCAAUGGCGUACUUGGUGGGUUGCGACCGCUUGCUUCGACAACUUCCAUGGGCGAGAAUCCUAGCGCUACUAUGAGUGCAGAGGCUCAGGAUAGGGAUGAGCGCAGGCGUCGCGCAAUGGCUCGAAAUCGAAGUUGGGCGGACGACUACCACUACUCGGGGUGGUGAUUUUCUUGCUGAAUUCUGCCAACACGUGGAUCUUCUAUAAUCUGGUGUCUCUCGCAUAUGUUAUGGGGUCUCUUUUUCUCGUUGUCUUGUCCUCUAAUCACGCGGCACGGUUGCGUUUAUCUCUCUUUUCUAUCGUACUUUAGCACUCCCAUGCUCCAUUCGCGAACAUGCUACUGAUACUGCAGGGCGCGGUUUCCCUCCCUCUGCCGCGCGUUUUACUCAUCCUUAUGCUGCGCUUCCCCCCGACCUUCCUCUUAUCGUUGCAUUUCCCACAUAUAAUUUGCACUUGCAUGUCAUACUCCGUCAUCCUCGCUGUCCAUUUACGUUGUAAUAGUAGUCACCUUAAUUACCAGGUAGUUAUUCCUAUGGAUUAGGGUGUUGUGUUCAAUUUGCUUUCGAACCCUUGCCUUAUGUACUCAUAGUGUGUACCCGCCAAGUUGUACGUAUAUUAGGUAAUGACCAGUGGUGUUUCCGUUUA